UUCUGGGGCUAAAUCUGCCUUGCUGGUGGGAAUUAUCUUUAUUCGCCAAUUUACCUCCUUUUUCUCUUGCUCUUGUCCUACCCUUCUCCCUAUCCUCAUCUUCCUCCCGUGCUUCUUCGCAGAUUCACCCUUGCUGACUGCUGCCACUUUGUACAUGUUUUUGAGUUAAUCAGGAAGCUCGUUGGUUGAUAGAAGGUAACCAUCUUCACCUCAUCGCUUCAAGCUCAGCCUUCCUCCAAACAUGACGACCCCGUUCCAGGCCUUUGGGCUCUCCUGCCCCGCAGGCGGCAAGUUCUACAUCUGCGAGACCGGCAGUGAGUUCGUCGGCUGCUGUGCCUCGGACCCUUGCAAUCUGACAGGCUGUCCGCAAAGCGACCUGAGAACAUCCAGCUUCUCUCCGGACGAGUACAGCAGCCUCCCUACCCAGGAGUGUGCCAACAGCGACAGCCUGUGGUACACUUGUGCCUUCAAUGUUCCCCCGUUUAUGGGUUGCUGCAAGACCAACCCUUGCGCGAACCCCAAGGCAUCUUGUCCUACUUCCAGCUUGGGGGCAGCCAAGCUGAGCAGUGUUGAUUCACUGCGGGAAAGGUUCUUGCAUCCAAGCCCCAACAGCUCCGCAAAGCCGACGCCAACAUCAGCACCAGACCGUUCCCCCAGCAAUGGAGCAGCUCCCAACACCCAGAGCACAACGCCCUCGCCGCAGGCUGUCCCCAGCAGCAACAACAAUUCGGGGCUUUCCACUGGAACGAUUGCGGGGAUUGCUGUUGGCGUUAGUGUCCUGGUGCUCGUAGCCAUUGCCAUCAUCAUCUGGAAGUGUGGAUGGACCGCCGGCAAGCGUAGGGCGCGGAGACAGGCAGCCGAGGCGGCAGUGCCACCUGCGAUGGGACCUGGCAUGACGCAGAAGAACAACGGAUAUAGAGAUUCGGGCUUCCCGGAAAACAGCUUCCCGGCAGAAAAUUCGUAUAGAGACUCGUUUGCACCCAGCGCCGUGACGGCAGUGGGCUCUCCACGCGACACGGUUUACUCCAAGCCUGGCUUUGACUCAAACACAUCGAGCAUGUACGGGUCACCCUUUCCCACUGGACCGACCACGCCUGCGCCGGACCCGCGAUACUCGACAUACAGCCAGCAAGGGUACAACCCUGUUGGCUAUAGCCUCGUGCCAAACCCUGCGAUGCCGGUGGUGUUCGAGAUGGAGUCGACCGAGGUGCGUUCAGAGCUGAGCGGCGGAGGACAGCCGGUCGCGGCUCCACUGCCGGUCCCCGUCCAGCCCCCUCAGAAGAAACAGGGCGACGGCCAGCAAAGGCCUCCAGCUCAGGCUUCACAGCCGCAACCUCAGCCUAGCUCUCCGCGUAGCCCCCAGAACGGCGGUCUCUUCCCCAACACGAAGCCCGUUUCUAAACCUGGGUCAAGCAAACCUUCUCCCAUAGCACCGCUGCCGCCACCAGCACAGGGGAACGCUCCUCAUUCCCCAUCCCUGCCAUCGCCUGUUAGUCCUCCUCUGGUCCAGGGAUUUCCUUCUCCUGUUUCUCCACCGUACCAAGGCCAGUAGGUCCUCCGCCUAAAAGGGAUGGUGCUUCUGUCACUUCCGCCACCUCCCAGCAGUGAGGACUGCGGUCUGGGACUGUGGAAGUUUGAAUGAGAAAGGUAGGCAGGGCUUGAUGCGGAAAACCUUCCCAACCAGACUGUGAGCCUGGUUAAAGGUUCAAGCCUGAUUACCUAGAUGUUGGCUACACUGGGUGGACUUGAUUGGUUUUAUCUGACACACAGCGGGGUGGGUUUAUCGUGCUUGUGAUACGCAUUGCUUUGAGAUUUAUUGAUGCUGAAGCACUCAGCUUGUAUGUCUUUGAUACACUCGCUUAGGGCCUUGGAUAUGGUACAUUUCUCUCUUUCUACCAGCCACCAGUGCAUUGAUGGGAACUAGCAAGUUGCCUGAUUUUUUCAUCAUAUUUCAUUUAUAAUUUAAUUAGGCAUCAAGUCCAGAGUCUUAGUCUACGCUCCGGAUAUCCCGAACAACAACAAAAAAAAAACUCAGGUUAAACUAACUCUCGUCUC
This is a messenger RNA of Pyricularia oryzae 70-15, 2055 nucleotides long. RefSeq lists its product as uncharacterized. The record is from RefSeq and is a predicted model, not a curated record. The transcript has 2 exons. The coding region runs from base 242 to 1552 and encodes 436 amino acids. Lineage: Eukaryota; Fungi; Ascomycota; Sordariomycetes; Magnaporthales; Pyriculariaceae.